This is a messenger RNA of Lynx canadensis (Canada lynx), 3557 nucleotides long. RefSeq names its product SP140 nuclear body protein (gene SP140). The coding region runs from base 511 to 2724 and encodes 737 amino acids. Gene Ontology annotation, cellular component: nucleus. The transcript has 26 exons. Gene Ontology annotation, molecular function: DNA binding; protein binding; DNA-binding transcription factor activity, RNA polymerase II-specific. Lineage: Eukaryota; Metazoa; Chordata; Mammalia; Carnivora; Felidae. The record is from RefSeq and is a predicted model, not a curated record. Gene Ontology annotation, biological process: regulation of transcription by RNA polymerase II.
CCAGUUUGUCCCAGAGUGCAUCUGUGCGUGGCAUCUGAACACGGAUGAGUUAGGGGAAGUGAAAGCAGACCCAACAUCGACAAAUGCAACCGAGUGGGGAGUGAGGCGUUGCUCUGUCUGUGCUGGGAUGUUAGGCAGUUGACUAGGAGGGAAUUUGUCUUUUAAAAUACAAGGCAAAUACAUCAAUGCAUUCUUAAAGCAAGGUAAAAGUGUGUGGAAACCCCUCUACCCCAGACUCUGGAGGUGGCCAGGGCCCCAAGAAGGCAUCAGCAUUGCUAUCAGCAGCUGCAGAACUGACAGGAAGACGACAGCCACGCUGACCCCUUGAGCCACCGUUGUCAGUGAGCAGCGGAGAGGCCACUCAUUGUGGGCCCCCGCCACGGAAAGGAAGGCGCACCGACAUUGAUUUCACCGGACCCCCACCAUCGCCGGGCCCAGCAGUACUGGCCACUACUGCACUGGAACGGACUCCAGGGGGAACAGAAAAGACCUGUCCCAGGACGUUGGAACAUGAUUUAUGACAACUUCCAUUAUGAAGCCAUUGAUGAAGAAGAGACAAAGGAGAUGCUCCACUUCCAAGUACACCAUAAGCUAGCUGGAAUCCCAGAGCAGCUCAGUGAUGGACAACAGAUGAACAUAAUGGAAGGAGAUUCAUCUCAUGACCCAAAUGACACCGUAAGAACUGAGGAAAUGGAAAAUAAAUGUGCCCAAGAAUUUGAACAAACAGAGUUCUGUGAACAUUCACUUCUCCGAAUGAAUAAUUUCAGUGUGCCAGAAGAGAGACUCAACUUACUGUCAUACGUGGGACAAGUUUCCUAUGAGCAUGGCACUCUCCAGUGGACAAAUGGUGGCCAUUUUGAAGAGAUUCCCAAACUGCUACCAGGUGAUGGGGGAGCGUCCUGUGAACUUGUGGCUCUACAAAGGGAUGAAGAAGGAGAAUCAGAAGAAAUGCCCAGAUUACUACCUUAUGAUGAAGAAGUGACCUAUGAUUCUAGAGCUCUGCAAAUGACUAAUGAAAGAAAACCAGAGGAGAUGCCCAGCCUACCUGGAGAAGAGGGAGAAGAGCAUGGCCAUGCCAUCUGGGACAUCAGUGAUGAAGAAGAGCCUCAGGAAGUCUUGAGCUCCCCAUCAACAUGUGGGCCAGGCUCCUGUGAUUCUGAAUCUCCUCAAAUGACCAGUGAAGAAGCACCAGAGAAAGUGCCCAGCCAAGUACUAUAUGAUGGGGAAGACAGUAGCAGUGACUGUUUAGAGAUGUAUUAUGAAGAAGACCCCCAGGAAGACUGGAGCUCACCACCAGAAAGCGAAUCAUCAUAUGGUGAACUAGAAGCUGUCCAAAUAAAUAGUGAGGAAGAAUUAGAAGAGCUUACUUCCAGCCUACUACCCUAUGACGGACAAGGAGCAGAGCCACCAGCACGUGGAAAUGAGAAGUGUACCUGUGUUAUGUGCUUCUCAAAAGAUGUGCCAGAAGGUCCAGAAGCAAGCAUUGCAGACAGCGAAGCAUGUGCCAUGAUAGAUACUGUGGAUCUUAGAAACAACUCUACUUCGGGAAAACUCAAGAGGAAAAGAAGAAAAAAGAAAGGCCAUUGCUGGACAAGACAUAAAAGGAAAUUUCAGAGAAACUUACCCCAAAAAGAGAGCAGCAACACUCCUGGCCAGUUGGUCUCCAGUGGGAAAAAGGGGAAAAUGCAUCUGCGAGAACCUGCCAAGAUCAAGGGGAAAAAGAGAGGCAGACCUCCUGUUUACUCAACUCAUGGUGACAGAGCCUCACGGAAAAGAGUCCGGUCAAAAGGGUCAAGAAGUCACACAGAUUAUAUGGUGGAUUUUCGCUCUCAAAUACUUCCUGUGACCUGUGGUGAGGUGAAGGGGAUGUUAUAUAAGAAGAAACUGAAACAAGGAGGAUCCUUGGUGAGAUCUAUACAGAGUGAGGAUGGAAAAUGGUUCACCCCCAGGGAGUUUGAAAUCAGAGGAGGCUACGCAAGAUCAAAGAACUGGAAGCUGAGUGUGCGCUGUGGUAGGAGGCCUCUACGAUGGCUGAUGGAGGUAUUCCAGGGACUGGAGCAGAUGGACUUUCCAUGUUGUAUGAAAGGAUUUCUACAUAAUCCUCUAAGAAAAUAUUUCAGGAAAAGAAAGAUAAUACCAAAGUCUCACAACAAUACCUUAGUUAACCCUUAUCCGGGAAACUCCGAUGUGUGUGAGAUGUGCCGGGAUGGAGGAAAGCUGUUCUGUUGUGACACCUGUUCAAGAUCUUUUCACGAGGACUGUCACAUCCCACCAGUGGAAACUGAGAGGAACCCAUGGAGUUGCACCUUCUGCAGGAUGGAGUUUUUGGAAAGGCAGCAGUGUCACGGGGAAUCUGAGGUCCUGGAGAGGCAGAUGCAACCAGAGGAGCAGUUGAAAUGUGAGUUCCUCCUCUUGAAGGUCUAUUGCCAUUCAGAGAGCUCCUUUUUUUCGAAGAUUCCAUACUAUUAUUAUAUUAAAGAGGUGUCUCAAAACCUAAAGGAACCCAUGUGGUUGGACAAAAUCAAGAAGAAGCUAAAUAAACAAGGCUACCCUAGAGUAGAGGAGUUUGUGCAGGACAUGCGCCUCAUCUUUCGGAACCACAGGGCAUCUUACAAGUACAAUGACUUUGGCCUAAUGGGGCUUAGACUGGAGGCAGAGUUCGAGAAGAAAUUCAAGGAAGUGUUUUCUAUUGAGGAAGCAAAUGAGAGGAGUUCACUGGUGUAGUGGAGGCUGUUGACACCCUGGAAAAUCUCCUUUUUGGGCAGAACUUUCAUGUCCCAGCUGCUGUGAGGGUUGGCUGCUGAUGACACUCUUCCCCAAAGUACCACCCUCUGCCAAUGCCAACUUCACCUGGAGAUUACACCUCUUGGGCGUGGGGGCCGGCUUCCAGCCCCAAGGUGGAACCAACCUGUAGUGAUCCGUAUCCCUUCACUUCCCACGAGAUCAGGCUGGAGCUAGUCUCCAGCUGGUACCAAUCCAUGCUUGGCUUUUCCUACCAUGCUAUCCUGCUUUGCUCACCCCUCUUCUUCUGAGAAAAUUCUCAUAAUAAAUCACUUACUCAAGAGACUUUAUCUCGGGCUCUGCUCCCAAGGAACCCAACUUAAGGUAUUGGUCCUAGCAAGCAGGACUUGAGGAUGGGGUUCUGAUGUUAGGUCACUGUCUAGUCAGAUGGUGACAAGUGGAAUGUUGACAGUGCCUGAGGUGUUACAACCGUGCCAUUGCCAAAACUUUCACCUGUAGGAAACUGGAUGGGCUAUAGGGGGAGAGGCAUAUUCGCUGGAACAAUUAUCUGACAUUUACAGAAGGAGAGAUAGUAACUGAAACAAGUGUGGGGUUUUGAAGGCUGUUGGUAAGUGCCACUAAUAUGUUGACAAGAGUAAAAGACAGGCUUAAAGCUAUUAAUCACCUAAACCAAAAUCACCCCCAUCCCUGCAGCUGGAAAGUAGACAGUAAGGAAGGCCUGGCCCUGAUUUUCAGAAGGGCAGAAUUUCAGAGAAGCCUGAAUUCUAAGCUCAGGGUGGCCUCCUAUGCCAAAGUUAGGGCACCAAUAAAGAAGG